This is a messenger RNA of Uloborus diversus, 1788 nucleotides long. RefSeq names its product putative polypeptide N-acetylgalactosaminyltransferase 10. Lineage: Eukaryota; Metazoa; Arthropoda; Arachnida; Araneae; Uloboridae. The transcript is spliced from 10 exons. Bases 1 to 1788 code for a protein of 595 amino acids. Gene Ontology annotation, cellular component: Golgi apparatus. The record is from RefSeq and is a predicted model, not a curated record.
AUGGUGCGUCGUAACAGAAAGAGACUCUUUAAGUUGGUACUCACCAUUUGCGCCGCAGUAUUUUGUGGUGGAUUUCUGCUGAAAGUUGCUGUGACAUCUUUAGAACUUCAGACGUCAUUAAUGGUGGCAGUAGAGCACGAUCGAGGUGAAAAUUUGCUGACACGAUUGUCUGGAAUAGGUGGCUCUCAACAGACAAAGGAACCACUUAGAAAAUCUUGGUAUGAGCCAAUCAGCGUAAUUAUUCCCCAUGGUCCUGGGGAGCAAGGUGCGCCAUUCGUUUUGCCAUCAGGGCUGGACAAGACGAAAGAAGAGCUAUACAAAGAAAACGGCUUCAACGCUCUUGUCAGCGAUUUCAUAUCUCUAAACAGAACAUUGCCAGACAUUAGACAUCCAAACUGUAAAGCUAAGGAAUAUUUAUCGAGGUUACCAAAGGUUAGCGUAGUGAUUCCUUUCCAUAAUGAACAUUGGACCACUUUGCUUAGAACAGUGACCAGCGUGGUCAGUCGGUCACCGAUCGAACUUAUUCGAGAGAUAAUUCUUGUGGAUGAUUACAGCACUAAAGCUCAAUUAAAAAAUCCACUUGAUCAAUAUGUGAGGCAGCAUUUUUCCAAUGUUCGUGUUGUUCGAGCGAACAAAAGAGAAGGUCUGAUUCGUGCUAGACUCUUAGGUGCCAAAGCCGCAGUGGGGGAAAUCCUUGUCUUCUUAGAUUCGCACACUGAAGCCAAUGUGGACUGGUUACCGCCACUGCUAGAACCUAUCGCACUAAAUCGGAGGACAGUAACCUGCCCAUUCAUAGACGUAAUCGACUAUGAAACUUUGGGUUACCGUGCUCAAGAUGAGGGUGCUCGAGGGGCCUUUGAUUGGGAGCUUUACUACAAACGUUUGCCUUUGUUGCCAGACGACCUCAAACAUCCGGCAAAUCCUUUUAAGAGUCCUGUCAUGGCUGGAGGCCUUUUUGCUAUAGAUCGUAGUUUCUUUUGGGAGCUUGGUGGCUACGACAGUGGCUUAGAUGUCUGGGGUGGUGAACAAUAUGAGCUCUCUUUUAAGAUAUGGCAAUGUGGAGGUCAAAUGCUAGACGUGCCUUGUUCCCGAGUAGGGCACAUUUACAGAAAAUUUGCUCCAUUUCCAAACCCUGGCUUAGGGGACUUUGUUGGCAGAAACUACAAGAGAGUGGCCGAAGUUUGGAUGGAUGAGUACAAAGAGUUUCUAUACAUGCGAAGACCUCAUUAUAGAGUCAUCGAAGUUGGAAAUCUGACGGAACAAAAGGCCCUGAGAAAAAAACUAGAGUGUAAAUCUUUUCGGUGGUUCAUGGAAAAUGUUGCCUUUGAUCAACCAAAAAAGUAUCCUCCGAUCGAGCCACCGGACUAUGCCAAAGGAGAGCUUCGCAGUGGUGCUGGAGAUUUAUGCAUAGAUACCAAGUUUCGAAGACAAAAUGAGAGAUUUGGUUUAGAUACUUGCAUUAAAGACAAUCCAAAUCAAGGAGGAGAACAGCAAUUUGUUUUAUCUUGGCAUAAAGAUAUCCGUCCUGUCAAACGCAGUGUAUGUUUUGACGUUUCAAGUUCAGAAAAACACGUUCCUAUUGUUUUAUGGAACUGCCAUGGCAUGCAGGGUAAUCAAUUAUGGAAGUACGAUAUGGAAAGCCAACAUCUGGUGCAUAUGUUGACAGGAACCUGCCUUGACUGUGAUUUAAAGAAAAGAGAAAUUUUUAUGAACCCUUGUGAUCGUAAUAAAAAGACUCAAAUUUGGCGAUUUGAAAUGAUCAAUGCAACAGCAAUCCUUAACUGGUGA